Xiphophorus maculatus (southern platyfish) is the source of this 1977-nucleotide messenger RNA. Its product is annotated as C2 calcium-dependent domain-containing protein 4C-like. The coding region runs from base 1 to 1221 and encodes 406 amino acids. The transcript has a single exon. The record is from RefSeq and is a predicted model, not a curated record. Lineage: Eukaryota; Metazoa; Chordata; Actinopteri; Cyprinodontiformes; Poeciliidae.
AUGUGGGUCCUUGGGAAGCUCAGAGAGAACAUGGAGAGCAUUCCUCUGGAACUGAAUCGUUACAUUGGAAAAAACAAUGAAAAUGCUUUUUUCUCCACAAAGGCCAGCCUCUCACAGAAAAUUCACACGAACAUCAUUACUCCAGACAACAUUCCUGAGUUCUGCCUACCUCCACGGCUUUUCAAGAGACAGCCGAUGCUAGAAACUGAGAUGCCCCAACUUCAGCAGGACAGCCAUCAGCAGACACAAAAGAGCAGGCCGUCUUUCCAAGCUAAAAUGAAGGAUAUGAAGGAAAAGAGUGAAGAUCCUUUAGUGCCUCAGAAGGCUCCAAGGAAACCUUUGCCAUUCUCUGCAGAGUGUUACGGUCUGGCUGGGAUUUAUGAGAGUCCCAACACUAGAAGGAAAGAGUCUUUGUUCCAUUCAAAACGGCCUGUAUAUGUGUUCGAAAGGCGCAUCUCUGCCACAAAACCCAGUCAAGUAAAGGAGACAGCCCCAUUGAAAAAAACUUUUUCGGGGUUUUUCCCACUCUUUGUAUCCAAAAGCUUCUCAGAAGCAGCAAGCGUGGAAGCUGAAACGCCUUCCAGUGCCAAAUCACUCAGAAGCGUCCCAUCCAGAAGCCGGUGUCUUAAAGAAACCGUAUCCUGCCCUUCGCUGAUUGAUAGCAUGGAGAAAAGCAAGAAACCAAAGAAAUUAGGUUUAAGUUUACCAACUUCUUCCUGCAGACAGCUAACCAGUGCUAAAAAUCCACCCACCCUGUCCCCACCUGUUCUCCAUCAAGUGGACCUGCUCCACUGCCAGGAGAGACUUCAGCAUGAACACAUCCUUCCUUUGCAGGGCCAUGGUCGAGUUCGCCUCUCCACUGAGCACAGCACAUUCUCCAAUGGUGCUUCCUCAAUCUUUUUCACUGUCAGAGUGUGUGUGGUGUCUGUGGAGGGCUUGCUGGAUGGAAGUGAACGACAAACUCUGAACUGUGCUGUGAGUUUGUGCCUGAUGCCGGGGAAGCUGCAGCGCCAGGAGAGCGCCACCAUCAGGAACUGCCGUCGACCCGUGUUCAAUGAAGAUUUCUACUUCACAGAGCUGAGCCACAAGGAUCUGAUGGAGCUGCAGCUCCAGGUAAAAGUGGUGGAUAAAACUGCAGCGGGAGCUCUGAGGCGGGGAACAGUGAUCGGGAUGAUCUGUAAACCUCUAUCCAAGCUGGUGUCCUCUGAGGAUCGGGUGUAAGAGUGGAUCUGAAACUUAUAAGUUUAGUAAAAACAAUAUUUUUUUCUAUGAUCACACUGUGAUUGCACUUUGUCACCAUUAUUCACUUUUAGCCACUCUUAGUUGUAUUAGCAUCUCAGGUAGACGGUAUCGAAGUGAAUGUAGGAAUGGGGACAGUAACCUAAAAAAGGAAGCUACUUGGACAAUAAUUAAAUAGAGGAUUUUUUAUAAACAAACUGAUGUAAGCACAAUGUGACACAGUUGUAUUUUAGGUGAAAACAACAAAAAUGUUAACUCACUGAACUUGUUUUGCUAUCUUGGUGAUGUUAUGUUGUUUUUUUCCUAAUUUCUUUAGUAAAUGUGUAAACGUGAGUAAUUCAACAUUAUAUAACACAUUCGAUGUAGUACAGUCGUCAAAUGGUUCUUCAGAGCAUCACUACUCUUCUCAAGUAUAAACUUACUUAUUAUCACUGCUGACAGGAUUUGGCAUGAGUUUUUUUGUUUUGCUAUUUAAUCUGUCAAAACAGACAGUAAAACAGAACAACUACCAGACACUGACAGUUGAAGCUGUGUUGGAGAAAGAAGCUCAAUAGGUGAAUCACUGCAAAAUCACAAUAAAUCCAGCUGGCCUUUAUAUAACUUUGGUCAUAAGAAGGUUAACUUGAUUAAUAGAGUCUUUUAUUCCAUCAGCAAUGUUAAAUAGAUGUUCUUUGUUUCUGCAUUUUUUAAUUAAAAUACAAACAAAAUGUUCAUUGCUGAAUCUGUAGAAGUGAAAUC